GCCGCGCUGAGUGCCAUGGAGCCCGGAGAUCCCGGAUUGGGGACCAAAGGGGCCCCCAGGUUCUUCUGCACCGCAGGCCGCGGCCUGGAGCCGUUCCUGAUGCGGGAGGUGCGGGAGCGGCUGGCGGCCACGCAGGUUGAAUAUAUGUCAGGAAAGGUUUUCUUCAUCACCUGUUCUAAUUUGAGUAUGAUGAAGAAAUUAAAAUCUGCAGAAAGAGUGUUUUUGCUGAUUAAGAAGCAAUUUCCACUUACUGCUUCAUCGCCAAGUAAAGGCAAAAUACUUCAUGACCUAAGAAGACUUAUAAGUGAUGAUCCGGGAAGUUGGUUGAAUGCCAUUUCAUUUUGGAAAAAUCUUCUUGAAACUGAUGCACAAAAAGAAAAACCUUCUCAAAGGGCUAGUAACCCUCUCAAAAGAAAAGCAGAAGAAAAUGAAAUAGUUUUUGCUAAGAAAUUAAAACUAGAAGUACAAAAGAAUGAAGAGAUUCAACAGGAAUGGCCACUGGAAAAACAAGUAGAAGAAAGUGCACUGGAACAAGGAGAUUCUAACACUGGAAGAGAAAACCUUCAAGAGAAGGAACUGCAGCCUGCGGUAGAGGAAGCAGCUGGUGCUCCCAGCCCGGACUUCACUUUCAGGGUAUCUUGUCGCUGCAGUGGGACUGUUGCAAAGAUCUUUACUGCACAGGAAGUAGGAAAAAUCAUUGGAAUUGCUCUUAUGAAACAGUUUGGAUGGAAAGCAGAUUUAAGGACUCCAAAUUUAGAGAUCUUCAUACAUCUCAAUGACGUGUACUCUGUCCUGGGGAUUCCUUUGUUCAGAGUUCCUCUAGCCAGCAGAACUUACAUCCAGACCACUGGACUCCGAUCUACCAUAGCGUGGGCAAUGGCAUCGCUAGCAGAAAUUAAGGCUGGUACAUUGGUGUUAGAUCCCAUGUGUGGACUUGGAACAAUACUUUUGGAGGCUGCUAAAGAAUGGCCAAAUGUUUAUUAUGUGGGAACUGAUAUCAGUGACUCACAAUUACUUGGUGCCCAGGACAAUGUGAAAGCUGCAAACCUUCAAGACAAAAUUGAGUUGCUUAAAGUCUCUGUUGUAGAUUUGCCGUUGCCUUCUGAAUGUGUGGAUAGCAUUAUCUCUGACAUUCCAUUUGGGAAAAAAUUCAAGUUAGCAAAAGACAUCAAAAGCAUUCUACAAGAAAUGGAAAGAGUGCUGCGUGUCGGUGGAACCAUUGUGCUGUUGCUUAGCAAAGACCACCACAGGUGCCUUCAAGACUGUGGGGAGAGCAGUGUCCCUCUGAAUCCCCAGGGCAACCACCCCACUGACCCUGAAGAAAAAGAAAAAACGAUCCCCUCAGAGACAGAGUCAUCUCCGGGUGAAGCAAAUAACCAGGAAUGCUUAGACAAAAUGCCACCAUUUGGCUCUUUGGUGGCAGUAGAAUGCUACAAAGUUAGCCUUGGCAAAACAGAUGCCUUCAUAUGUAAGUAUAAGAAGUCACAGGCUGCCGGAUGUCAUCCGCCUGAACACCACUACAUCCAGAAUUCUCUCUAGCACCCAGAGUUUCCAGAGAACAUCCCCUAAGACAGGAGAUGUGGCUCUCUAACACAUAUCUUAGUGUUUCUUCUUUAUACUGUGAAGCCUUCAUGUUUUUGACAGAAAAAGAAAAACAGCUACUGAACAUUUUGAAGGCUUAAGUUCUGUGUUCUGGCAGAGAAUAAAAAUGAUGCCAUGCAGAGUUCCCAAGAAUAAGCUCCAACCUUCAAACAAGGAGUUUCCAGGAGUUCACAACAUACCUUUGGCAACAUAUUUGUGAUAUUUUACAAUUUUACAAAUGUAUACUUUUUGUGUAUAUUAAACUUGAUUUCUUAGCCUAUAAUUUUCUUCUCCACUGGAAUGAAAAUCAUUUAUAUUUGCGGUCCAUUGUACAUGGGUCCAACCCGUGAAGCAUCAGCAAGAAUGACAGCAAUACAAAUUUAAGCUAGAAUUCUUUAACACAAAGAAAAUGAAUGUGCUAUUUUUCAAAAUGGAGUCAUAAAUUGUCCUCUUGCUCAUGUGUAGAAAUCCAGUGUGUUUGUGUUCACUACUCGAGAAAAAGAAACAGAAGUUGAUGAAAAUA
Messenger RNA from Perognathus longimembris pacificus (Pacific pocket mouse), 2104 nucleotides. RefSeq names its product THUMP domain containing 2 (gene Thumpd2). The transcript has 10 exons. NCBI's taxonomy places the organism in Eukaryota, Metazoa, Chordata, Mammalia, Rodentia, Heteromyidae. Gene Ontology annotation, molecular function: tRNA (guanine) methyltransferase activity; RNA binding. Gene Ontology annotation, biological process: tRNA methylation. Bases 16 to 1539 code for a protein of 507 amino acids. The record is from RefSeq and is a predicted model, not a curated record.